AUGACGAAGAUAAAAGACAAAUUUUGGGAAUAUGCAGAGAAACUGAAUAACCGUUUCAAAUGUAAGUACUGCAAAAGAGAUUUUACUGGAGGAAUAACAAGAGUGAAGUCUUAUUUAUCAUGUAUUAAAGGCCGUGACAUUGCUGUUUGUGCACAAGUACCUGAGGAAGUACAAGCAUUAGCUGUUAUUGCAGUUGGGGAGACCGGUGUUACUGUUAGUGGAAAUAAAAGAGAUAGAUCAUCUACUGAGAGAGUUGGGGAGAGCAGUGUUAGUACACCAGGGUUUAUUGAGAUGAUUAAGGCUGUCUCGGACUAUGGUAUUGGAUAUUUAUUACCUAGUUAUUCUACUCUUCGAACCAAAUUGGUUGUCAAUACUAAAGCAGAUGUGGAACGUUACGUAAAUGAAGUCAAAGAAUCUUGGAGUUUAACUGGAUGCACUAUCAUGUCAGAUAUAUGGACAGAUAUGAAGAAACAAUCGUUUAUAAAUGUGGUUGCUUACUCACCAAAAGGGAAAGUAUUCUUAAAAUCAGUUGAAAGAUCCGGAGAGCCGAACACAGGUUUAUUUAUAAGGGAGGUACUUUUAUCAGUUAUUGAAGAUAUUGGUGUUGAAAAUGUAGUGCAAAUUGUGACCGACAAUGCUUCAAACUAUGGACUUGCUUGCAACCUGAUCAUGGAAGAGUAUUCCCACAUAAUCAAAUCAAAGUGUGCUGCUCAUGGAGUUCAAUAG
This is a messenger RNA of Papaver somniferum (opium poppy), 726 nucleotides long. RefSeq lists its product as uncharacterized. The transcript has 2 exons. The record is from RefSeq and is a predicted model, not a curated record. Lineage: Eukaryota; Viridiplantae; Streptophyta; Magnoliopsida; Ranunculales; Papaveraceae. The coding region runs from base 1 to 726 and encodes 241 amino acids.